AUGGUUUUCGUUAUAUACAUUCAAAUAAAGAAUAAUUAGAUAUUGUAUUCAAAAAUAUCAAACAUUAUAUAUAUUAAAGUCCAGAGUAGGAUAUAAUAGCUGCUUUACAUUUACAUUUACAUUCUCCAAUAGUAUUAGGAAAACGUAAGACACAUGAUGUUUAAUUUUAUUGUGAAGUAGGAGGAGCAGUAGAACAUUUAGAAGGAAGAAAGAAAACAAAUAGAAAUGAUGAUGAUGAAAUAGAAGAAGAAGAGAGAUUGAG
Messenger RNA from Paramecium sonneborni, 262 nucleotides. The record is from the annotation of a GenBank genome assembly. NCBI's taxonomy places the organism in Eukaryota, Ciliophora, Oligohymenophorea, Peniculida, Parameciidae.